Messenger RNA from Melanotaenia boesemani (Boeseman's rainbowfish), 2642 nucleotides. It is a transcript of the gene lactb2, whose product is annotated as lactamase, beta 2. The transcript has 7 exons. Gene Ontology annotation, cellular component: mitochondrial matrix. Gene Ontology annotation, molecular function: single-stranded RNA binding; RNA endonuclease activity. Bases 118 to 981 code for a protein of 287 amino acids. Lineage: Eukaryota; Metazoa; Chordata; Actinopteri; Atheriniformes; Melanotaeniidae. The record is from RefSeq and is a predicted model, not a curated record.
GCUCACGUGUAGUUUCGGUAGGUUCCUGCAAGAAGACGUUUAUUCGUUUUUUUUAACUUUCAGCUCUGUGAGCAAUAGCUUUGACUCUCUAUAGCAAACACUACAACUACUGGAGGUAUGAGCGCCAUCAUUCCCCGGAUAGAGCAGCUGUCUGCCAGGGUUGUUCGAGUUUUAGGCUGCAACCCGGGACCGAUGACGCUGCAGGGAACAAACACCUACCUGGUCGGCACAGGGGAAAGACGUGUGCUGAUCGACACAGGAGAACCUGCAGUCCCUGAAUACAUCACCAAUCUGAGAAAAGCUCUGGGGCAGUUCAACGCCAGCAUCCAGGAGAUCAUCGUCACACACUGGCAUCACGACCACACAGGAGGAGUGGAGGACAUCUGCAGAGACAUAACUGGAUCUGAAGUCCGAGUCAGCAAACUGCCACGCUCCACCCAAGUCACAGAAGCGGCUGGAAAUAAGAGCUAUACUUACCUAAAAGAUGGAGAUGUUAUCCAGACGGAGGGAGCCACCCUCAAAGUGCUUUUCACUCCGGGCCACACCGACGACCACAUGGCCCUGCUGCUGGAGGAGGAGCGGGCGCUCUUCUCGGGAGACUGCAUCCUUGGCGAGGGCACAGCCGUGUUUGAAGAUCUCUACGACUACAUGAAAUCUCUGAAGAUCCUACUGGACUCUCAGGCCGACCUCAUCUACCCCGGUCACGGGCCAGUGGUUCAGGAUGCUGGCUCCAAGAUCAAACACUACAUCAGCCACAGGGACCAAAGAGAGCAGCAGAUCCUGGCAGCCAUUCAGGACGGGGCAGGAACGCCUUUCACUUCUAUGGAACUUGUAAAGAUCGUCUACAAGGACACACCUGAAUACCUGCACCAAGCAGCUAAUGUAAACCUGGUCCAUCACCUCAGGAAACUGCAGAAGGAAGGCCAGAUUAGCCUGGUGAAGGACUCCACAGAGCACAUCAGAUGGAGGAGUAAUCUAUGAACUGGACUCAAUGUGAACAUGAGUAAAAUAAACCUGAUCAAAUCUCAUCAUGACCUUUUAAAACCAAGAUGAUCAUUAGCAUUGAAAAUGUUGUGUUAUUUUUCUGUGGUUUCUGAUUUGGAGUAUGGAGUAUAAAACAUGAACAGCAGCAGGAGUUAUGAGGACUGACAUGUGAACUGUGUCAAAGUUUAACUAGACAAAACUCUGUCUGAAGUUCAGUUGGAUUCGAACUACACAGAGUGACCAGUUCUGCCUGAACUGAGUCCCUAAGUGUCCCGCCCCCCUUCUCCUUACAUUUAGCUUACUAACUUCAGCUUCACUAUCUAGCAGUGUGAUUUAAAAAAUAAUUAUUUUAUUCAUGGAGUCUUUUUCAUUCUCAUUUUCACAACAGAUUUUAUGUCUGAAUAAGAUUUCUGGAGAUGCAUUUACAGCCCGCGCUGUCCUGCAUGUGAUGGUAGUUUUUUAUGAAGUCUGGCGUCUUCCCAUCACAGGAAGAUGCUCACUUCAUCUCCGAACAGUGUUUAUAUGUAUGACGCUAGUGCCUUGAGUGGAAGCAGGGUGAUGGGGAUGAUGUUAGAUUUCUACAGUGUCAUCCAUACAGUCAUUUAAACGGAGCAACUAAAAAAAAUCGGUGAUUAGUUAACAAAUGCAAACACAACACCUAAAACUAUGUUUAACAAUCCAGUUAUUUUGACAAAUAAUCAAACAGAAUCUCUUACAGUUCUCCUGAAUGCAUCAACUAGGUCUUAUGUGGUUAUACUGUAUAUGGUCUUUUAGAAAACAACUCGCUCUGCUCAGUUACAGGAUUUUAGCUAGAAACAGCAAAUAUUCUCAUCAGUUUAUUAUAAGAUUUAUCCACACAGUGUCCACACUACUUGCCAAAAGUUUUAGAUCGAAGAAAGGGACGCUUUUAAUAACUGGUAUCGCCAGCUUUCAGGGCUUACUCAGCCUCCACUGAUGCAAAACAGCUUUAAGUGGUUAACUAAUCUCUUGAUCCCUGAAAAAUGACUUUUUCUAAAAUUCUGGUAUAUAUCUUAACAUUUAGUUUUGGGAAACCUUGCCUUUUGUAGCAUCUUGUAGUUCACCACUUGUUUAAUUUCAAGCUAUUUGCUGGAUUUGAACUGCUUGAAUGUCAAUAAAAAAAAUUAAAAAAGGAAAAUUUGGGGUGUUCAAAAGCUUUACCGGUACUGUUCAUAACCUACAGAAAUUGAUAAAGCUGAAUUGUGCACAACUUCAUUUCAUGGUGAGAUGUGUAAUUCAUGCGUGUACCUAAUGGCUGAACUGGUGCACACACACCCACACACCCAACUCCCUCCACCAGCUCUUCCUUUUUUCAGUUUCACUUGACCUUAUUUCUUUCCUAACUUAGAAUUAUGAUGUGAACUUUUUAAUGGAAAUUCUGCCCACAUUUCCAGCUGUCCACUAGGUGGCAGUAUCUUUCAAACAAUCUGAACAGCCACUUAAUAACGUUAACAUUAAUAAAUAAUAUUAAUAAAAAUGCACAUACACGUGCAGUGCUGUAGAAACAAUUAUAAAUACGCUAUUUUUCUGAAACUUUGAAAAUAAGUAAAUUAAAUUGUGCUGAAGAUGAUUGUGUUAUGGACAUAACUUUGUAUGGUCAUGAUUGUAAUUGUAAGUGUGAUAAAUAAAAUGUGUGAUUU